AUGGAGGUAACUCGAGGAAACCCAACCUCAUUCCUGACCGGCAAGUCUGUUCACAAUCAACGCAUCGAAUGCCUCUGGAAGGACGUGCAAAGAAAUGUCGGUAGAAUAUUUCGCGCCAGCUGGCGCGCGCUGGAACAUAACGGAGAUUUAUCCCGUGACAACGAGUUGCAGAUGUGGUGUUUGCACUACAUAUACCUGCCCCUCAUUCAAAUGUACUUGAACGAGUUUGUAGGGAAAUGGAAUCACCAUAGUAUCAAGGGUCCCUAUACAAACGACCGAACCCCGCGACAGCUCUGGAUUGAGGGCAUGGAAAUGAAAAGGUUGAGCGGAGAUGCCUCUCUCGACGCCGAUGUAUUGCAUGUUGCCAAUGAACUCAAAGGGCAAUGGGAGGACUAUGGGGUGGGGAAUUACGAUGAGGACAGUGAUGAAGACGAAUAUGACCAUGUUAAAGUGCAGAAGAUACAGGGCCCCGUAACUCAAGGACAGUACAACCUCCUCCGAGCUACAAUCCCCGCGGGAAUCGUCGAAGACACCCACGGUGGCCUUCGUCACUCAUAUGAUAGAGAAUGGCAUUGCAGCAUAGUCCAAAGACUUUGCGUGACAUGGUAG
Molecule: messenger RNA, 609 nt
Organism: Fimicolochytrium jonesii
Lineage: Eukaryota; Fungi; Chytridiomycota; Chytridiomycetes; Spizellomycetales; Powellomycetaceae
Exons: 1
Coding region: 1-609 (202 amino acids)
Source: RefSeq, a predicted model, not a curated record